AGGAGUUGGCAUCACUGGACAGUGGACACAGAUAUAGCUAGGAGAAAAACUUAAAACUUCGCAAGUAACAAGUUUACUUUAGUACACGACUAAACUUGCACUUGGAAUUUGAUUAUUAUUGUUUUCACUUUUCAGUUUAUAUUUCUACUAAAUUUAAACAAUAAAGUAUGUAGUUUUAACAGAUUUACCUUUUUUGGUGUUUACAGUUGCACGUUAUGGGAAGUUUCGCAAUUAGAAAGCAUAGAAAUUGACUCAGAAUUAGAUAUUUAUAUAGCAAAUAUAUUAUCAUCAUUUUGUUAGAAAACUCCUCAACAGAAAAGUGAAUAUGUCUAGAAGUUCUGAAGAUAUUACAUAUGAGGACUUAGAAGAGACAGAUGUAAUAAGUGUGGAACUUGUACCAGAGAGGAAAGGUUUAAUAUUGAAACACUGUGAAUAUUAUGUAAGUUCUCGAAGGCAUGGUACUACUGUUACAAGACGCUACAAUGAAUUUGUUCAGCUGUAUGAUGUGUUAGCAAUUAAAUAUCCAUAUAGAGCAAUUUGUGGUCUACCUCCUAAAAGAGUUGUAGUGGGGGGUGGAAGUCCAUUGUUUCUGCAAAGGCGCCGAGCUGCUUUGCAAAGAUGGUUAACCUUAGUUGCCAGGCAUCCUGUGUUGGCCCAUGACGCUGAUUUACGAAUGUUUUUAUGUGAAACCAAUCUUAAACUUGAUAAGCCAAAACACGAUGAAUUUAUUUUGGCGGGAACGCAAGAAGAUAAUCGGCACGAAAUGACGACACAUGAAAUGCAAGAAGAAUUCGUGUGUGGCCAGGAGCAGUUACGACUUGUGCAGCUGGGUUUGAAGAGGCUAUGCAAGAUCUUUGAGAAAGCUGAAAGCCGUUGUGAAGCUGAACAAAUGGAUAUUCGUGAAUUGGGAGCGGGUUUGAGCGCAUUGUCUGUUACCUCCAAUGCCGAUACGCUGCGAUGGACCAGGGUCAGAGAAUCUAUGAAAGCGGCUGCCCAGCUGGUGUCAGACAUGGAUGAGACUUCCAUAUCCGACGAGGAAUCACAACUGCGUCUCCUAGUAGCUCUAGACGCGUUAGCCGCAUACAAGGAGCUGUGUUCGCGGUUAACGCGAGGAUUGCACGGCGAGAGAGCAGCGGCCGCAGCCAGUGCGCCGCAUAAUGCCGCGUCGCAUAGCCUGCGCGAGCGGCAUAGAUACGCUAUGCGCUGCGCUGUGGAGGAGGCUCGCGUUGCCCGCGCAUAUGCACUAUCCGCCCUCGAGGCUCUGCCCGCAUUGCUGCACACACUGGGCACUGCUCACGCACGCAUCGCCGCCUGUUGGGCUGACCUGCAUACCGCACUCCGGCAUGCCAAUGUUAAAUCCAACCACAGAUAAUACACAUCAGUAUAUUUGUACCACAUAUCUUUACAGGGUUUAGUAAUCCGACCAUAGAUUUAUAUAAAUUGCAGUUUUUUAAGCUGUGGAUAGUGUUAUAAGUAUAUAUAGUGUUUAAGUAUAUCUGGGAGAUCAGUCAAGGCUGAGCCCAGUGGCGUAGGCACCUGGUGCGGAAGUUUUUGGUGUCGCGACUAACUUUUUGAUAGACAAGAUGGCGGAUAUGGGAUGUCAUUUAAGUAUAUUAUGUCAUUGGUAUUAUGAAUACUUUAGCUAUGAAUGGUACAAAAUAUUAUUUAGAUAUAGUGAAAUUUAAAUUGGGCCUUAUACGAUUUUUAUAUAAACAUUCCAAUUUAUAUACUUUUUUAAUUAGUGCUAAUAAAUAAGAAAUUUUAUGUACCACACAUAUAUUUUGUAGGACAUAAUAUUGUCACAUAUUUGGAUAAUAAAUAUUGUUAAUUUUUAUUUAAUAUAAAUGUAUUAAAAAUUGCGUGACUCGAAUAUUAGGAAUCUUGAAAAGUUAUAGGUAAGGACUAGCUAUAAAAUAACUUUUUAAACUAUACAACUAACAGCAGGAACAAGAUAAAUUCGUCAAUUUCAAAAUUGUUUUUGACAGUUCGUAUUGACGCCAAAUAGAUAAAAUACUUUUUAUUACGAUAUCAAUUUGAGUUUAUUAAUUGUUUUUGCUAAGACGUUAAUUUAGAAUUAAUCUAGACUUGUCAUUAAGCAAAAGCGUUUCUUUUUCGUCAUUUCGUUACUAAAUGUUAAUUUGUUAGGUGUACUCUUUGUCACAAUUUAUUUCCGUAGGGUUUCAAUUGCACAAUAACGAUACUGUGACAUCACAGAAGAAUGUCCCGGCUGUAUUCUUUUUUGAAAGGAUCUCGCUGUUGGCCUUAAGGACCUUUACAGCUCAGCUCGGGCUGUUUUGGCGAGCUUAGCUCGGCUUGAAUGGGAGUUUUUCCCGCGACUCGGCAUCUCCUGUGAGACUCAAACCUCGGCUUGGGCCGUCGCGGGGUGGUCAAUCGCCUGAAGGACAGGAAGGAAGCUCACUGGAGUGACUGAAGUAAAGGUCCUCGCUUCCCCGGCGAAGGCGGUUUUUUACCGUAAUCUGUUCAUUGAUAUUAUUAUUAUUACUGGCCGCGCGGGCAGCUUUAAUUUGUCGUUAGCUACGGUAAUUGGAUCAUCCGGAUCCGUUAGUACAUCGGCCUCCUUCGAGCCUUUUUAGUCGGUAAUUUACCCAGCUGUAAAUAAUGGUGUUUGUCUUUUAAUAUAAUGCACGCUGAAGUCUCUUUAUUUAAUUUUAGUCGAAAUUUAUGACGAAAGUUUCAUAAAUAUUUAUAUGUUUUUAAAAUUAUAUUUGUUUUUGUUUAAAUUUUUAACCGUUUGUUAUCGUAUUAUAGUAACUUUAAAUGUAAUCCAAAAACUGACGUCGACAGGUGAUACGAUUUUUAACGAGUCGUAACUUUUACGAAUAGUAUUUUGAAAAAGUUAUUUAGUAUGUUAUAAACAUUUAAAGAAUGAGUUUUGUUUUUCGAUUACGUUUAAUAUGUACCAAAAUGUUUGAAUACUGUGAUAUAAAAUGGCAAUAUCCAAUGUUUGAUAUUAAUAUAUAAUGUUUUACAUAAAUUAUAAGCACAUUUAUAGAAGAGAUAUUUGUAUAUUUUGAA
Pieris rapae (cabbage white) is the source of this 3036-nucleotide messenger RNA. RefSeq names its product sorting nexin-8. The record is from RefSeq and is a predicted model, not a curated record. NCBI's taxonomy places the organism in Eukaryota, Metazoa, Arthropoda, Insecta, Lepidoptera, Pieridae. The coding region runs from base 326 to 1372 and encodes 348 amino acids. Gene Ontology annotation, molecular function: phosphatidylinositol binding. The transcript has 7 exons. Gene Ontology annotation, biological process: retrograde transport, endosome to Golgi.